Macadamia integrifolia is the source of this 1782-nucleotide messenger RNA. RefSeq lists its product as uncharacterized. NCBI's taxonomy places the organism in Eukaryota, Viridiplantae, Streptophyta, Magnoliopsida, Proteales, Proteaceae. Gene Ontology annotation, molecular function: protein binding. The record is from RefSeq and is a predicted model, not a curated record. Bases 347 to 1549 code for a protein of 400 amino acids. The transcript has 2 exons.
CAAAACCGCAGAGGCUAUUGCUUAAGAAAUAAAAGUAUAAAGAAAACCAGAAGAGUCUCCGGCUCCAACCCAAAACGGUGACAUCAGUAUAUCACCACCGAUCGAUCUAUACACCACAACCGCUCCAACUCUCUCCUCCCGCCCCACCCCAGCCGGCCAUUCAAAUUCUGAAAUUCUAAAUUCAUUUCUCUCUCUCUCUCUCUCUCUCUCUGAUCAGAAUCUUUCGUCUUCACUCCUCCUUCUCCAACAAGCUAUAAACAAAAGGUUGAAUCGAAAGAACAUCUUCGGAUCCUCCAGAGAAGAAGCGAUUGAUCACAAAGUACUCGUAAGUUGGUAGCGUCCUGAGAUGACGUCACACCAACCGGCCGAGAUCGAUUCCGGGAUCGGAGACUCCGUGACCUUGUCACCUCGAUCGGAAUACCCGCUGCCGCCACUUUCCCAGAGACAACACGAUGAACUGCAACCACGUGUCCGCUUCAUGUGCAGUUUCGGCGGUCGGAUCCUGCCACGUCCUCAUGACAACCAGCUCCGAUACGUCGGAGGGGACACACGUAUCGUCACCGUAAACAGUACCACCAAGUUCUCACCUCUCUUCGCCAAGCUGUCGAAACUCUCCGGCACCAUCGACAUCACCAUCAAAUACCAGCUCCCUAACGAAGACCUUGACGCCCUGGCCACCGUCUCCACAGACGAAGACGUCGAGAAUAUGAUGGAAGAAUAUGACCGUGUCACCCACGGCCCCAGCUCUAAAACUGCUCGCCUUCGCCUCUUCCUCUUCCCCAUCAACGUCUCCAGCUCCAGCAGCCUUAGCUCCAUCAUCGACAUUCAAUCUAAGCGCGUCCGCGAGCAAUGGUUCUUCGACGUAUUAAAUGGCGGUGUCGGCGUUGGCGUUGUAUCCACUACCCACUCUUUGGAUCGUGGCCGCUCCGAAGUCUCUUCCAUCGUCUCCGAAGUCCCUGAUUACCUCUUUGGCUUCGAUAACUCGGACGAGUCGUGCGAGCCCAAAUCGAAAGGGACGCCCGCUUUGACAGAAAAUGUAUCAGUUUCCGACCCUGGUUCGCCGCCCUCCGUUACAUCAAUACCUGAUCUGCCACCCGUCAAGACCAAAAUAGAGGACUCAAAGGAAAGCCGGAUCGAUGCUAUCAAGGAGACAGGGGAACAACCGAUUUCUUGGCAGUACUUUCCGGCAAGUCACUUCCCUGGUACGGCAAUCCGACAGAUACCUGUCUACUACUUCCCCCAUCCGGUUCCGCCGGGAAAAGUCCCAGCUGCAGUAGUGCCGGUGUCGGCAACUUACGUUCAGAGAUUCCCAGUAGGAUUCCCACAUGCGGUUCAAGGUGUGGGUCAGGUGUAUGGUGGGGAAGCUUAUGAGUAUCCACCAGCAGCAACUGGAGUGAUACCCGAAGUGUUGAACCAGCAGGCGUACUACGCAGCGAGAAAUCAAGGAGUGAUUCCUUCUUACACAGCUGCUGCGGUGGUUCCAGCUUCGCCCGACUUGCAGGCAACUACUACUGAGACGAAGACUGGCCGCGUUUGGCAGCCGCAAUGAUAUUUGCAAAUUUUGGUCCCCGGUAUUGCGACUUGUGAGCGUUCGGUUCAAAAUGGUUGACGACUGUUGUUCAUGUAUAACACAGUUGUGAUCACAUUCAUGUUGUUUUGACGUUUCUAUAUUUUCUUUGUCCUCGAAAAUGGAGAAACAGCCCCAAAAGUGUUUGAUAAAAUUGUUCCGUUUCAUCCAUUUCUAGAAACAUAAAUAAAAAAUUUAUGCCUAUUUUGAUCCUA